AUGGCCCGGGGAACUAUCGCAAUCGAAGAAGCUAUCAUUGAUCCUGCAGGAAUUGAGAAUAUACGACAAUGGCACGGCCUACUUACCCCCGCCAAAGGAGCCAGCUCCGACCUCUCUGCCCACGAGCAAAGGCUGUUCGACAUUCACGGUUCGCGCCUGAAAAGCAUGGAUGAAGAAGGUGUAGAAUACAUGCUGCUUUCCCUCACCUCGCCAGGCGUUCAAGGCGAGAGCAAUCCAGAAAAGGCAGAACAAGUUGCAGCAGCAGCCAAUGACUACCUCGCGGGCGAAGUCAAGAAGAAUCCCCCUCGGUUCGGAGCUCUAGCUGCCCUCUCAAUGCACUCGCCAGUUCAAGCGGCCCAAGAACUUCGGCGUGCGGUUAAGGAAUUAGGUAUGUUCGGUGGACUGGUAAAUGAUUUCCAGAGCACGGGAGAGGAUGGAAGCGGCAAGGAGUACUUUGAUACUGCCAAAUAUGAUCCGUUCUGGGAAGUGGUGCAAGAGCUCGAUGUGCCUGUUUACUUCCAUCCGCGCUAUCGAAUCAAGCAAGACCUUGAACCAGACCAACCAUAUGGAACGAGGAAGCAUAUGCUAGGAGCGGGAGUGCAGUUUCAUUUGGAUCUUUCAUUUCAUUUGUAUGCCAUGUGCUCUUCAGGGGUAUUUGAUCGAUUCCCGAAGGUUCAGAUAGUCGCGGGUCAUUUGGGCGAGAACAUCCCGUUUAAUCUCUGGCGUGCUUGUCAUUGGUAUAACCAUCCGUGGAAGAAGGAUUCGCGGCCAUCGAAGCACGAUUACAAGUAUUACUUCACGCAUAAUGUCCAUAUCACUACUUCAGGAAAUUUCUCGACGACGGGUCUGAAGUUUUGUAUUGAAGAGCUUGGAGUUGAUAGAUGUUUAUAUGCUAUUGAUACUCCUUAUGAAAAUACCAAGGAGGGACAGGACUGGUGGAAAACUGUGGAUAUCCCUUCCAGCGAAAAGGAGGCUGUUGGAAGAACGAAUGCGAUCAAGUUAUUCAAGCUUCCACUUGAGAUCUAG
Molecule: messenger RNA, 1026 nt
Organism: Venustampulla echinocandica
Lineage: Eukaryota; Fungi; Ascomycota; Leotiomycetes; Helotiales; Pleuroascaceae
Exons: 3
Coding region: 1-1026 (341 amino acids)
Biological process (GO): secondary metabolic process
Cellular component (GO): cytosol; cytoplasm
Molecular function (GO): carboxy-lyase activity; hydrolase activity
Source: RefSeq, a predicted model, not a curated record